ACUCGUAAGUCUCAACACAGAAGAGAGUCGGUCCGCCCCUCGCCUCGAAGGGUACGGAGAGAGCAGGAAGGUUUAUAAACAUGAAACGAUAAAUUAAUAAAACAGACUCAAAAACAAAGCAACAGAACUCCGCCAAAUGCCAAUAACUCAUCCGUCGUGGACCGUCGACACGGACCUGGACGACAUCGACCUCGACCCCUCCGAUUUCGGAACAUCUAUUCCUCUGAAGAAGGUCCCAAACGGCGACGUAUUUUCGGCAUCCCGCGCAGGGGAUGUGGACCGCCUUCGGUACUUGCUGGAGACUGGCGUCAACGUCAACGCCCGGGACCAGUGGGAUUCGGUGGCUCUCUACUAUGCCUGUCUCGCAGGACACCUCGAUGCUGCGCGGAUGCUUCUCGAGAGCGGCGCUAUCUGCUCCGAGCACACAUUCGACGGCGACCGUUGUCACUAUGCCGCACUCAAUCUCAAAGUCCGCAAGCUAUUGAAGGCCUUUGAAGCACGCCCACCACCUUUGGCUCCAUUGCAGGCCGCGCUCAGGGAGACUUUCUUGGGUUGUGGGGUGAAUAGCGCAUAUUUGGAGCAUGCUAAUGCUACUUUCCGAAUUUCAGGUCUUUCGGCUAGUGCGGGACUCAAUUCCAACCACUUCCCUCCAGAUGUGGUAUUUUUUGUGCAUGGUAGACCCAUUGAGGCUCACAGAGCUAUAUUAAGUGCUAGGUCACCCUUUUUUAAAACAAAGUUUGAAACUGAUUGGAAAAACCGCAUUGAAGUGAGAUUCUCUAGGGAAAAGUUGUCGUAUCCCGCGCUUUACAGCCUCAUCCUCUUUUUUUACUCUGACAGACUAGAAAUUGCAGUAGAUGACAUGGAGGAUCUUGUGAAAAUAUGCAAAGUGUGCAAAUGCGAAUCAUUGCAGAGUAUAAUUGAGAAAGAAUUGGUUCAUCAAAAAUUUGCGGAAUAUAAAUCACUGAGGGAUUUGGACAACUAUCAGAAACGAUUUAUCUUACAAGGCUUGUCCCUUCCUGAGGAAGAUCGACUUCCUGCUGCCUUGCACCGGAUCCUUGAGAUUUCUCUUGCAAAGUCUACUAGGGAACAGAACUUUGACAAUGAUGUUGAUAGAUUGGUAUCAUCUUUUGAUGACAUUCAGAUGAGUGAUGUCAUAGAUGAUCUUGCAGAUGUUUGUAUAAAAGUUGAUGGGAGGAUAUUUCGCUGCCAUCAAGUGAUUUUAGCAUCGAGGUCUGAAUAUUUUAAAGCAAGAUUAAUGCGUAUGAAGGGUUUUGAUGAAGGGAAAGAUGGUUUAUCUAGUUUAAAUCUUCCAUGUCUUGAAGAACACGACUUGAGCAUGGAGGCAUUUGAAAAAAUGAUUGAGUAUAUGUACACUGAUGGUUUGAAGGAUAUAGAUCCAGAUCAGGCAGAGGAAAUGUUCGAUGCUGCUUCAAGAUAUUUAUUAUUUCCUCUGAAGCGUGCUGUGGCUGAUGCACUGUUGACUUAUCUGGAAUUGGUCUCACCAGCAGAAUUGUGCCACUGGUUGAUAUUGUCGGACAUGUAUGGUGUCUUGAAGAUUCGAGAGCAUUGUCUAGAUACAAUAGCUUGUAACUUCGAGACUUUUGCUGACACUCCAGAGUUCCGAGCAAUGCUUUUGACUCUGCCUCCACCAUCUGGAGAUUCCUCUCUUCGCACCACUGCUCCAAAUGCGCCAGGGUCUGUGAUGAACACGGAUCAAGGUAAUCUUCUUGAUGAUUUACGAGAGAAAUGGCUUGAAGCUGAAGCUGCUGAACUUGACAAGAGAGAUGAGAGUGCUCUACUAUUUGACAAGCGACUUGAAAUGCUUAUGCUUGUGGCAGAGCAAGAAAAAACUGAACAAGAAAAUCACAUUGCAUUUGCUUGUGAAAGUCGAGAUUGCCAUGCAUGAUGUAUUUUCUUCUUGCCCAAGUGAGGAAAUGUGUGUCUUAGACAUUCUUUUUUCAGAUGUAUAAAUAAACACUUUCCCUUUGUAGCAUGGGAAGUUUGUAAUUUCUAUACCAUGUAUAUGCUUCUGGGGUGUUGGAGUUGAUUUUGUAACAUCGGGUGGUGGCAA
Molecule: messenger RNA, 2071 nt
Organism: Tripterygium wilfordii
Lineage: Eukaryota; Viridiplantae; Streptophyta; Magnoliopsida; Celastrales; Celastraceae
Product: BTB/POZ domain-containing protein At2g04740
Exons: 5
Coding region: 137-1906 (589 amino acids)
Cellular component (GO): cytoplasm; ubiquitin ligase complex
Molecular function (GO): protein binding
Source: RefSeq, a predicted model, not a curated record